AUGAAAGGGCAGGAAAAGGAAACUACUAAUAGAAAGAGAGAAGUGUCUCCAGAUAUUGAUGAAUUAUUUGCAGAAUCUAGGUCCGAGUUUGAGAAGGGACCAAGUUCAAAAGGUGAAAAGAUGAAAGUGGAAAAGAAGUUGACAAAAAAAGAGAGAGUCCAAAUUCUAAAAACUCAAAAGGUGCUCAACGACAAAGUCUUUGACUUUGAGAUUCUAUCCAAGCCAGGAAUGUGUGAUUUGGUCGAUGCUGUUGAAUUGCAGACCUGGACUCAUCUUUUUGUUGACCAUGUUCUAGUGCUUCAUGAAGUACAGGUAAGAGAGUUUUACUAUAAUGUUGUGUUUGUUAAGGAUAGGAGUCUUAACUGCCAAAUAGGAAAUAGAAGAUUUCAUUUGGAUGAAGAACUACUGGGUGAAAUAUUGAAGGUGCCACAAGAAGCAUCUCUUAAAAAGACUAGAGGCAGUGUUGCAAAAGUAAGGAUACAAAUGGAUAUCACCAAGGAAAGGCCUCCACAUGUAUGGUUAGGAACUGAUGAAGAGGAUCACAAUAAAGGCAAAUGGCAAGCUAUACAAUAUGAAGGUUUACCUGAAUACUGUUCUUAUUGUAAGCAUCAAGGACAUACUAUGACAAGAUGUAAUGUCAAGAGGAGAGAUGAAGAAAGGAAAGAAGCUGAAGAAGCAAGGAAUAAUAAAACCAGGAAAGAAGAUGACAACCAGGUAUGUCCCUUAACCACUGUACAAAUGCCUGAGAAUAAUAUAUCUUUAACUAAUGCAGGUACAAAAGAAAAUCAAGCUGGGAGACAAAGACAGCACCAAAAUAGGAACAAAAAUAAGGAGGAACAACAAGAAUGGCAAAUUCAGAAAAAACCAAGAAAGAAGGAACAACAAAAGAAUGUUCAAUCAAAGCAGAAUCUAGCAAAGCAAACAUGUAUUGACUUAUCUCUCCCAUCCCCCCAAGUCCCCAUUAAUGGCUUAGAUGCUGAUGCAAAUGACACAAUAGAUGACGACUGCAACAAAAAAAAAAUGAAGGAUUCAGGUAUUGAUUUAUCGCUCCCACACCCCCAAGUCCCCAUUAAUGAUUUAGAUGCUAACACAAAUGACACACUGGAUGAUGACUGCAAUACGACAAAAAUGAAGGAUUCAGGUAUUGACUUAUCUCUCCCACACCCCCAAGUCCCUAUUAUUGGUUUAAAUGCUGACACAAAUGAUACACUUGAGGAUGACUACAAUAUUACAAAAAUGAAGGAGUCAGGUAUUGACUUAUCUCUCCCACAGCCCCAUGGCUUCCCCAAUAAUUUUAAUAUUGAGAAUGAUGUAGCUGUUGUAGUUUAUGGAGGUGAGGAUGGGGGAAUACAGGAGGAACCCACUAACUUGCAGGAAGGGGUUACCAGAGGGAGGGAAAGUACUUUGGUUGACCCUAGGAAAGACUUUAGAGCUCCUGCUACCACAGAGGUAACUACUACAACUGUAACAAGAAAGGAGAGGCACAAUGAACACUCACAACAAGAAGAGGACUGCUACACAAUGGAUAAGGAACCUCCUGAUCCGAAAAGGCAAAAUGAGAGUCCUCAGGCUUUUAACAAUAAGUCUACAUUAGCCCUUAGUAAGAAGAAAAGAGAUGCGUUGAAGAAGAAAAUUAUCAAAGAAAUGCAAUCAGGACAACAGAGCUUACAUGAUGUACUGGUGGUGGAACAUGCAGGCAUCCAUGUGGCAGCUUUGCAAAUUCAGAAACCGGAUACUGGAAAAUGUGCCCUUAACAAGGAAAUUACUCCACAAGAACUAACAGAUGAAUAUAGAGUCACACAUUCUGAGGAUGAGGAAGAUCCUGACCAAUAUGAUGAGGUUCAAAAAGAAGAGGAGGAAAGGAGGGCUCUUUCUACCAGGGGUCAGCAAGAAAAUAGGAAGAAGAAGCAACAGGAUGACACAACAAGUUCUGAUAAUGCUAUUUGCAAAAGUGGCAUCAAAACAAGGUCCAAAUCAAAUAAGUCUCAAUGA
Messenger RNA from Solanum dulcamara, 1992 nucleotides. RefSeq lists its product as uncharacterized. The record is from RefSeq and is a predicted model, not a curated record. NCBI's taxonomy places the organism in Eukaryota, Viridiplantae, Streptophyta, Magnoliopsida, Solanales, Solanaceae. The coding region runs from base 1 to 1992 and encodes 663 amino acids. The transcript has 2 exons.